This is a messenger RNA of Sebastes umbrosus (honeycomb rockfish), 837 nucleotides long. RefSeq names its product cortistatin (gene cort). Bases 235 to 567 code for a protein of 110 amino acids. Lineage: Eukaryota; Metazoa; Chordata; Actinopteri; Perciformes; Sebastidae. Gene Ontology annotation, cellular component: extracellular region. Gene Ontology annotation, molecular function: hormone activity. Gene Ontology annotation, biological process: regulation of cell migration. The transcript has 2 exons. The record is from RefSeq and is a predicted model, not a curated record.
AAAGAGUGAGGGACUUUGGGGAGGUAGAGCAGAAGAACAUUUCCAAAUCUUGUGACCAGCUGCCACCAACUGCACCGCACUUCCUCCAUCAGCACUCUCCUCCUCUGGAGCUGCUCAGACUCUCUCUCUUUCUCUCUCUUCUCUCCAACACACACUCUCCUUCCCAUCUCCGAGAGCCUCCUGCUCCUGUGACUCUAGCUCUGGUCCGUCACCUGCACCUCCUCGUGUCACAGCAUGCAGCUCCUGGUGGUGUUAGCAGCUCUCAUGGGGGUCGUGUUCAGCGUUAAAGCAGCCGCCGUGCUUCCUGUGGAGGAUAGGGGCUCCAUCCACGUGAACAGGGAGCUGAGCAAAGAGCGUAAGGAGCUGAUCCUGAAGCUGGUGUCGGGCUUGUUGGACGGAGCUCUGGACACCAACGCGCUGCCGGAGGAAGCGGGACCUGUGGAUCUGGAGGAGCCGCUGGAGUCUCGUCUGGAGGAGAGGGCGGUCUACAACAGGCUAUCGCUGCCUCAGCGCGACCGCAAAGCCCCCUGUAAAAACUUCUUCUGGAAAACUUUCACCUCCUGCUAACAGUGCCCCCCCCACCCACCCACCCGGCUCUGCUGUCCUCCUUCCCUGCCAGCGAUUCCACAUGAACUGUAGUAGACCUCAGCUGUACAUAUCAUCACCCACACCUGUCAGACACGCGGCGGCAUCGAUGGACUUCACUGACACAGUGUGUCUGUUUGAAUAUUAAUUAUGUAUGUAUCUAUUUAUGUAUACAAUAUAUGUAUUUAUGUACUGUAUGUAUGUAGACGUUUCUUUCAAGGGUCAACAAUAAAGCAUGAAUAUAACAUUUGA